AUGGACGAGCUGGCGCAGACACUGGGCCAGGCGGCCACAGGGGCUUUCACGGCCCUCUGCCUUGUCUUGGUUGCUGGUUUCUUGACGCUCGUGAUGAUCCCACGCCUGCACACGCCCGUGCGAGCCUGGCUGCGCCCGCACGCAAUCCACCACGUCGAGUCGGGUCUCGACCUCGUCCUGGCGGCGCAGCGCUGGCAGUCGCCCUGGCUCACGCAGCUCUUCACCAAGUCCAGCCACAGCGUGUCCGUCACCUUCUACGCCUCCUUCCUGCCCAUGCUGUUCUGGCUGGGGCUGCCCGAGCUGGGGCGAGACCUUGUGUGCCUGAUGGCGCUGGCGCUGUAUGUGGGCAAUGCCAUCAAGGAUCUGGUGUGCUCGCCGCGCCCCCUCAGCGUCAGCUACGGCAAGCAGCGGCUGAAGUUCCUGGGGGCCUCAGAUGAGGAGGUGGAGCUGAAUGCCAAGGAGUAUGGCCUGCCCAGCAGCCACACGCUCAACACUCUGUGCCUCAACUACAUGAUUGUGUGGUACCUGUACGACCGCCAGCUCAUCGCUGCUGGUACCGCAGCAAUACUGUACUGCCUGGUCGCCCUCUGGGUGAUGUGGAUUGCAGCCUCCCGCCUCUACCUGGGCCUGCACACUCCCAUCGACAUCCUGGCAGGCGCGGUGGCGGGGCUGGCGGUCCUGGUCUGCUUCAUCGCCAUCGAAGGCCACCUGAGCCGCUGGGUGCUGGCGGGUCCGCAAGCGGUGGUGCACGCCGCUGCCGCCUCCCUGGUGCUGCUGCGCCUGCACCCGCGCCCGCUGGCCCACACGCCUUCCUACGAGUUCACCACAUCUUUCAUGGGCUCCAUGUUUGGCGUGGUGGCAGGGCUGGCAGAGCUGUGGUCGGGCCGCGACCGGCUGCUGGCGGGCAGCCGGCUGCUGUGGGCGGCGCGGCGGCUGGGCGUGGGCUUUGUGGUGGUGGGCGCGUUCAAGGAGGGGUCGCGGGCGGUCCUGCUGGCGGCGCUGCCGCUGCUCUACCGCUUCUUCCCGCUCCCGGUGCGCCGCCUGUGGCAGCCUCCCGUGCACAACCUGGCCAAGGCCCCGCCCCAGCAGCAGCAGCAGCAGCAGCAGCACAGGAAGGGCAAGAACAGCCAGCAGGAGGAGGAGCAGGAUGGCUUUUUGCAGCAGCAGGACGGCAAGCUGGCGGCGGCGGCGGCGGCGCGGCAGCGGCGCAGAUCCCUGCGUGGCGGCGCAGCCCCUGCUGCGGAGGGGCUGGCGGCGGCUGGGGCCGCUGCGGAGGAGGCAGCAGCGUCGCCGGUGGACCCGCGCCUGGCGGAGCUGCCACACAAUGCCCAGGGCCUGCCCUGGGAUGUGGAUGUCACCAGCCGCUUCUUUGCCUACUCCGCCAUCGGUGUGGCGGUGGCCGGCGUGGUGCCCCGCAUCCUUGAGGCCCUGGACUGGUGA
Messenger RNA from Chlorella variabilis, 1440 nucleotides. RefSeq lists its product as hypothetical. Gene Ontology annotation, molecular function: sphingosine-1-phosphate phosphatase activity. NCBI's taxonomy places the organism in Eukaryota, Viridiplantae, Chlorophyta, Trebouxiophyceae, Chlorellales, Chlorellaceae. Gene Ontology annotation, cellular component: endoplasmic reticulum membrane. The transcript is spliced from 9 exons. The record is from RefSeq and is a predicted model, not a curated record. Bases 1 to 1440 code for a protein of 479 amino acids.